Molecule: messenger RNA, 1024 nt
Organism: Linepithema humile (Argentine ant)
Lineage: Eukaryota; Metazoa; Arthropoda; Insecta; Hymenoptera; Formicidae
Source: RefSeq, a predicted model, not a curated record
CCUGUAGAUCUUGAAUCUCAACUGCGAACAACUGCGAACUGUUUACAUUGUGUGUAUGAAUUUAUGUUUAUUUCACAUAAGUGCGUGUAAAUUAAUGUUUAAAUAGUUAUAUAGUAAAGAUCGAAGCAAGGAUGUCAAGUUUUAGCGCACGGACAAAGUGCACCGUACCAGGAUGUGGCAAUGUUUAUUGCAAAGCAAUUGUAAAGAAUCCACAUAUUCGAUUUCAUAAAUUGCCCAAGAACAUCCAGUUAAAAGAACAGUGGGCACAUGUAUGUGGCAAAAGUCUUGAAAAUUUUACCGGUUUUAUCUGCUCAAAUCAUUUUAAAAAAAAUGAUUACGAGAGAGCUCUUGCAGAAGAACUAGGCAUAUCAUCAAAAUCUCGAUUAAAGUGUACAGCAAUACCAUCAUUGCAUUUACCAAUAUCUGAUGAUUUAAAUGCAAACAAGGAGAAAACCGAAUUAAAUGACAUAAUCUUCACGCAAUCUUUAUUAGAUAAGAAGAAUAUUGAAUCAGGUCACACAAUUUUCAAACAAUCCUCAUCAACACAUAAUGAAAAUCUAUUGCUAUAUACAUGUUAUAAAAAUGCAAUAGUUCAAACAGAAGAAUGUCCCUGUCAUAUUAUGAAUAUAAGACUCAACUGCGUAACCAAAAAGUUCGAGGAGAAUGAAAAAUUUCGUAAGAAUUUAGAAAUAGAAUUAAAUGAAUUCAAAGCUAAGUACGAAGCAGCGAUUACCGAAUUGAAUGCGACAAACUCAAAAAUGACAAAAUUUAAAAAUAAUAAUCGAGUAAGAUGUUAUAAAAAUGCAAAAACUCAAACAGAAGAACAUUCCUGUCAUAUUAUUAAUAUGAGACUCAACUGCCUAAUAAAAAAGUUUGAGGAGAAUGAAGGAUCUCGUAAGAAUUUAGAAAUAGAAUUCAAUGUACUCAAAGCUAAGUACGAAGCAGCAAUUACCGAAUUGAAUGCAACAAACUCAGAAAUAAUAGAACUUAAAAAAAUAAUAAUCGACUGAAUAAUUGUUUAAAU